AUGGCAACAAGUAACGAUGAAAUAAGUGAAGGUUUGUAUAAUAUUGAUUCAUGGAGUUUAUUUGAUAGUCAUUUGGGAUCUUAUGUUAUGUCUCCAUUACAAUUACGUUAUGUUAGUUCAAAAACUUCAAUUAUUGGACGAGCAUUACGUCAAGGUAUUAUUGAUUUACAUGAUAAUAUAACAAAAAAACUAAAUGAACAAAUAGAAAAUAACACAAGUGUUAUUGGUACUGAACAUCGUUUAUGUCAUUCACGUAAUUAUACAUUAAAAAUUCAAGAAGAUAAUAUUGAAUCUUCUGUAUUAAAUGAUGAUGAUGAUGAUAAUAAAAUUGAUUUUGAAAUAAAUUCAUUAGCACCAACUAUUUUUUAUCAAUUACGUAAAGAUAUUGGUAUAUCAAAUGAAAAUUUUCGUCAAUCAUUUUGUGAACAUAAUUUAAAAGAUUUUACAAAUCCUGGUAAAAGUGGUUCAUUAAUGUAUAAAACAUUUGAUGAUUUAUAUAUUCUUAAAACUUUACGUGAUUAUGAAGCACGUUUAUUAAUACAAAUUUUAUCUGGUUAUCAUUUACAAUUAACACAACGUUUAACAUUAUUUAAUCGUUAUGUUGGAUUAUAUUGUAUACGUUCACAAGGAUCAUUAUCAAAUAUUGAACUUUAUGUUGUUAUUAUGAUUAAUGUAUUUACACCAUCAUUAAAAAUUAAUGAAAUAUUUGAUUUAAAAGGUUCAAAAAUUAAAAGAAAAUUUAUUGGAAGUUUAUCUUCGGAAAAAUUUUAUAAAUUAAAAGAUAUGGAUUUUAGAGAUUUAUAUCCAAAUGGUAUACGUAUACCAACAAAUAUAUAUGAAAAAUUAAAAAUUAUUAUAGCUAAUGAUGCUAAAGUUUUAAAAAAACUUAAUAUAACAGAUUUUUCAUUAAUUCUUGGUAUAAGACAUUUAGAUAUGUCUGAAGAAGAAAUGAUGCAACGUCAACCAAUGGGAGGUAUUGCAGCUCUUCUUCAUUUAAAUGAUAGUCUUGGAUUUAUGUCAAUGGCAAAAUUUUUUCCAAAUAUUCGAUCAUUAAAUUCAAAAAAAGAUUUAACAUCUUUAUCAUAUUCAUAUUUAAAACCAUUAGAAAUUCUUCAAGAAAACAUUGAUAUGAAUUUAUAUUAUUAUAAUGAUUCUAUUGCUCGUGCAACUUUACCUAUUCCUGGUAUUAUAAAUAAAAGUAAUAAACGUGUUUAUAUAUAUUUAGCUAUUGUUGAUAUGCUUCAAACAUUUGAUAGUGUUAAAUUUAUUGAUCAAACACUUCGAAAAAUUACAGAUCCUGGUAGAUAUCUUGAAUAUUCUGUUAUUGAUCCAGAUGAUUAUGAAAAACGUAUUAAUGAAUUUUUAUUAAAACAUGUUUUUAUUGAUGCUAAAGAUGAUUUUCCAUGGGAUAUAACUAAUGUUAGUAAACCUGUUGCCCAUCUUAAUAAUAUACGUGUGAAAAAGAAGAAAUCUGAUGAAGAAAAAACUUCUAUUCGUACACGAUCUCAUUCACUUCAACGUGAAAUUUCAAAUACUAUUGUAGAAUUUCGUUUGUGA
Rotaria sp. Silwood2 is the source of this 1557-nucleotide messenger RNA. The record is from the annotation of a GenBank genome assembly. Lineage: Eukaryota; Metazoa; Rotifera; Eurotatoria; Philodinida; Philodinidae.